AUGGCUCAGGAAAAUUCCAGCACCAUCACCGAAUUGGUCCUUGUUGGAUUUUCUAAUCACCCCAAAACUGAGAUGCCCUUCUUCUUCCUCUUCUCUGUGGUCUAUCUGGUCAAUCUCUUUGGAAACACAGUUCUUAUCAUUUUAGUGGUAAUUGAUUCCUGUCUCCAGACACCCAUGUAUUUUUUCCUCUGCCACUUGGCCUUUCUGAAUAUAUUUUACACCACAACUGUCGUCCCCAAGAUGCUCUUCAACCUCCUUGCUCCUAAGAAAGUUAUCUCUUAUGAUCUCUGUCUUGCUCAGACCUACAUCUCCCUGCUAAUGGGAGCAGCUGAAUGCAUUAUUUUGGCAAUCAUGGCUCUGGACCGUUAUGUGGCCAUUUGUUACCCUCUGCGAUACCUGCUCAUCAUGAACUGGUCUAUGUGUGUACAGCUUGCUGUGGGAGCAUGGACCAUCAGCUUCUUUGCCUCAGUGGUGCCCCUCUACUUCACCAUGCUUCCCUUAUGUGGCCCUUAUAUUGUUGACCAUAUUUUUUGUGAAGUACCUGUUCUUCUUCAUAUGUUCUGUGCUGAUACAUCCCUGCAGGAGACAAUGAUGGUGAUAGGUGCAUGUGGUACCCUCUUGCUCCCCUUCCUCCUUAUUACCCUCUCCUACCUACGCAUACUGGUUGCUGUGAUGAGGAUGCAGUCAGCAGAAGGCAGGAAAAAGGCUUUCUCUACGUGCAGCUCUCAUCUGACUGUGGUGACCAUUUAUUAUGGGACAGGUAUGUUCAUGUACAUGAGACCCAAAUCUCUAUAUUCAGCUGAAGGUGAUAAAUUGAUCUCUUUGUUCUAUGCUGUCAUCAAUCCUGCUUUGAAUCCACUAAUCUAUAGUCUGAGGAACAAGGAAGUGAAAGGAGCCUUGAAGAGACUUUUAGAGAGAUCGACAAUGUCCCAAAUUCAAAAGAUACUCUCCUGA
Molecule: messenger RNA, 954 nt
Organism: Hyaena hyaena (striped hyena)
Lineage: Eukaryota; Metazoa; Chordata; Mammalia; Carnivora; Hyaenidae
Product: olfactory receptor 2A12-like
Exons: 1
Coding region: 1-954 (317 amino acids)
Biological process (GO): G protein-coupled receptor signaling pathway
Cellular component (GO): membrane
Molecular function (GO): olfactory receptor activity; G protein-coupled receptor activity
Source: RefSeq, a predicted model, not a curated record